AUGGGCGAAUCCGAGGAAGAGAACAAACAGGAAGUCUUGUCCAAACCGCAAGAUCAACAAGGUGCUGCACCAGCUCCCUCUCCAUCUCCCGAGGCUGAGCAGACCACCCCGCGCGAAGAGACGCUCGCGCAGGCAAAGAAGUUUCUCCAAGAUGCAGAGGUGCAGAAUACAACACCAGAACGCAAAGCCGAAUUCCUCAAGAGCAAGGGACUAGCAGACAGUGACAUAGAGGGACUGUUAAACGAGGUGACCCAGGAUGGGCGGCAAGAAUCCCAACCCUCGAUUCCAGAAGAAAGGAUAGAGCCGCCGCUGUCUAAGAAGGAAGACCGACCACCAAUCGUAACAUAUCCCGAGUUCCUAACCAAACCCGAACGGCCACCACCUUUGGUUACGGUCAAUCGCUUCCUCAACACCUUAUAUGCCUUCGGCGGCUUGUCCACCAUCGUUUACGGCGCAAGCAAGUUCGUCGUCGAGCCAAUGGUCCACACACUCACCGAAGCGCGCAUCUCGCUCCACGACACGGCCAACCAAGACCUCGCGAAGCUCGUCGCCAAACUCGAGACAGUCGUCUCCGAAAUCCCAGAGUCCAAGCCGAAAGACGCCAAAGCCACCGAAAAGCACACCGAUGACGACGUGGUUAGCAGCUACGACGACCCGACCGAACUCUUCCACCGGGACAUUGGCAUCCAAACCUCCCUCCCCUCGUCCCCCAACCCCCAGUACGCACACCACUCGCAACAAAAGGAAGCACCCACAACCCACCAGAGCCAGCGCCUCGCGCGCCUGACGGCCGCGCUCAAGUUGCUCAACGAGAGCGUGGGCGACCAGACCGAGACGCUGGGCGACGUGCACACGGUCAUGGACGUGCUGCAACAGGACGUGGACAAGCUCAACGCGGCGGCCGCGACCGACUUUGUCGGCAACUUCUCCAUGUACGGCGGCCCGAACAAGAACGAGCCGGACGACGAGAUCAAGCGGGCCAAGGAGAAUAUCAGGCGCGUCAAGGGGGCGCUGUUGAGCACAAGGAGCUUUCCGGCGAGCAGUCGGUAA
Messenger RNA from Chaetomium globosum CBS 148.51, 1050 nucleotides. RefSeq lists its product as uncharacterized. Gene Ontology annotation, biological process: protein import into peroxisome matrix, docking. Bases 1 to 1050 code for a protein of 349 amino acids. The transcript is spliced from 2 exons. The record is from RefSeq and is a predicted model, not a curated record. Lineage: Eukaryota; Fungi; Ascomycota; Sordariomycetes; Sordariales; Chaetomiaceae. Gene Ontology annotation, molecular function: signaling receptor binding. Gene Ontology annotation, cellular component: peroxisomal membrane; peroxisomal importomer complex.